Molecule: messenger RNA, 480 nt
Organism: Aspergillus pseudonomiae
Lineage: Eukaryota; Fungi; Ascomycota; Eurotiomycetes; Eurotiales; Aspergillaceae
Product: Bys1 family protein
Exons: 2
Coding region: 1-480 (159 amino acids)
Source: RefSeq, a predicted model, not a curated record
AUGUCGGGUCUUACUAGGAAACACAGUAACAAAAGUAAAUCAAUUUACAAAUGCGCAAGGAUAUACGAACGGUACACAGAACAAGCUCUCGGCCACGCAAUCGUCCGCAACAACUGCGCAUUCCCCAUCUACCUCUGGUCCGUGUCCUCGACCGUCAGCGAGCAGCAAAACAUGACGCAGGGCGCCCUCUACGCCGAGACAUUCCGGCGGGACCCGCAAACCGGCGGCGUGGGCAUCAAGCUCACGACUGUGCCAAACGGGCUCGAGACUUCGGCGCCCCAGACUAUUUUUGCGUAUAACCUUGUCGCCGAUAGGGCUUGGUAUGAUUUGUCGGAUGUGUUUGGGGAUCCGUUUAGGGGCAACAGGGUGUUUUUGGACGGGGAGGUUACGGAUAUUGUUUGGGAGAGGGGGGUACCACCUGCGGGGUCUAGGAUUGGGAAUCAGAGGGCCGGGGUGGAUUUGGUUUUGACGGUUUGUUAG